This is a messenger RNA of Plasmodium adleri (nom. inval.), 951 nucleotides long. Its product is annotated as aminodeoxychorismate lyase. The transcript has a single exon. Lineage: Eukaryota; Apicomplexa; Aconoidasida; Haemosporida; Plasmodiidae. The record is from RefSeq and is a predicted model, not a curated record. Gene Ontology annotation, molecular function: catalytic activity. Bases 1 to 951 code for a protein of 316 amino acids.
AUGGCAAUUUUAAUUAAAGACAAUGUUCCAUCCCUUGUUGAUUUAUCAACUCAAGAUUUUAUUAAAUUAGGGAUACAAGGAGUAUAUACAACAAUGAAAACAGUGAUUUCUCCAGAGUAUAUCUUUAACUUUACUCUUCAUAUGAAUAAUUUACAUAAAUAUUGUUCCAACUAUUUGAAGGUGCAAGAAAAUGAUACGAACAGAGAACAUAUAUCGAAAAUUUUAAAGGAUUUAACAGUUGAAGAUAUAUAUAAAAAUAGUAGUAAAAACAUAAAAACAGGUUUUAAAUAUUUAAAUAAUUUACAAGAUGAUUUAAAAAAAAAACAUUUCAGUGAUAAUUCCAAUUAUAUGGUUAUGAUUACAUUAACUUGGGAUAUUAAUAGUACUGUCAAUAUGUUGGAAAAAUAUUAUUCUAUUUUGUGUUAUAUAAAAUGUUUACCAAAACAUCAAGAUCAUGUUCAAAUAGAUAUGAUGUGUGGAGAGAGAAAAACUCCUAAUAUAAAAUAUGCAGAUGUAUUUCAAGUACGAGAUAAAUUCUUAAAACUUAAAAAUGAAAAUAGUCAUGAAGUUGUUUUAUUCAAUGAAAAUAAUCAAAUAACUGAAGGUUUAUCAUGCAAUUUUUUCUGUUUUUUUAAUGAUACCUUAUAUACAGCCAAAGAUGAACUAGUUCUUAAAGGAACUAUAAGAGAACAAAUUAUCAAUUUAUGUGAAAGGGAAAAUAUAAAACUAAUAAAAGAUUUUAUUGAUAUUAAAGACAUUCACAAAUUCGAAUUUUCAUUUAUAUGUUCAACAACCAGGAAUAUUUUACCCAUACGAAAAAUUAUUCUCUGUACAGAAAAUAAAAAAGAACCAUUUGAAAUGAAUGUUAAUCAUCCCAUUUUAUUAAAAUUACAAGACAAAUUAAAGAAAGAUAUUGAAAAUAAAAAGGAGAAAUACGAAACAUAUGUAUGA